Amborella trichopoda is the source of this 1994-nucleotide messenger RNA. The record is from RefSeq and is a predicted model, not a curated record. NCBI's taxonomy places the organism in Eukaryota, Viridiplantae, Streptophyta, Magnoliopsida, Amborellales, Amborellaceae.
GCCUUUGAGAAACGGGGUUUUUCACUCUGCCUUUCUCUACAAGGUUUCUCAGUCUUUCUCUCUCUAAAAUCCAGCAGAGGGAGCUCAAGUGUUUAAGCAAUAUGACCUCCAAUCCCAUGAACACUGAUGAAUUGUACUAUGAUCCCUUUGAUCAAUACUUAUACGAUGAUUUGCACAGCAGCUACCAAGUAUUUGAAGGAGUAUUUUGUCAUGGCGGUGGUGGAGGAUAUGACGAGGGUUUGGAUCUGUUCUCCUCGGAAUCGAAUUCCGAUCAAAAGGGUGACGGUCAGAGCUCUCCCGAUGCAAACACUGCAACUUCUGCUGGCACGGCCGCUGCUACUGCCAAGAACAUAGUAUCGGAGAGGGUAAGGAGGAAGAAAUUGAACGAUCGCCUCUAUCAAUUGAGAUCGGUGGUUCCCAUUAUUUCCAAGAUGGAUAAAGCAUCAAUAAUAAAGGACGCCAUCGCUUAUAUUCAAAGCCUCCAACAACAAGAGAGAGAAAUCCUCGCCGAGAUCUCCCAAUUAGAGUCCCAAAAAUGCAAGAACCCAUCAUGCCUUGCGGACCGCGUGGACAAGCCCACUGAGUCCAGGCCCAUCAAGAAGAUGCGUACGGAUAGCAUCCAGGCCGUACAUAUCGCUGCCCCAACUUCCAAUUAUCCGCCACGUGUCACCUCGCUAGAAAUCCUAGAAAUGGGAGAGAAGACUUUUGUGGUGAGAAUUUCAUGCCUCAAAGGAAGAAAUGCAAUGGCCAAUUUAUUUAGGGCUUUUGAGUCUCUAAAGCUGCGUAUUAUAACGGCCAGCACCACAGCUAUGCACGGUCACAUCUUCAAGACAGUCUUUGUCGAGGCCGGUUGAACCGUCCAGUUUACCGGUUACUCAGACCCAGCCCUUGGCCGAUUUAUGAGGUCAGUACAAUUUUUCGAACACAGAUACAAACUCUUAAAAGAGUUGAUGGACGGUGGGGUUCAGUCUUCUCAUUGUUCAUCUAUGAGAGGGCUUCUAUGUAGCGUAAUAAAACAUCCAUCUUUUACUUUUUGUGUUGGUUAUUAUUUGUAGUCUUGUUUUAUUGCUUUUUGUAAUUGUGAUAUGGGGACAUGUGGGGCCCUCUAUGAUUGAAUUUUGUAAAGCUGGGGUAAAAGUAUUCACAUAAUGGGAAGAUUGAAGUGUGGAGUGUCUCUAGUGAUCCUUCAAUUUCUUGGUAGUUACUGGGGAGAUUAUAAAAAGCUAGGGGAGAAAAGAACUAAAAAUAUUCAAAGUAGAUUUUGGAAAGAAACUUGUCGAAGCAUUAGCUUGGACCCAUCAUCAUCUCUUCAUUAAAUAGUUCGGUUUAAAUAUCACCAUGGUGGGGGGCCCUCUUUGAUUUGGUGCUCUAGAUUUGGGUAUGGGCUUUCAUUGUGGACUUUAAAAUAAAGUCUUGUAAAAUUAUUUUUCUCAGUAGCAUGAGCAGACUCCAAUCAAGGAGCCUUUUGGAUAAUUGACUAAAAGCCCAUAUUCGGACUCGAGCUCGGAAUCAGGGUCUCGAGCCCAAGUCACUUGGUCAGACUGUUGAGUCCUAGGGAAUUUUAAAAAUGUAAUGUACGAUAUCGGGGAACACUCACGGUGAUUUUUAGGUUUUCUUUCUAGAAUUGCAUGGGUCUAUGAUAGCUUGAACCGGCAAGUGAUUUUUCAAUCACUACUUUUAAUUAAUUAUAUUAAUAUGAAUAUUUUUUUAAUGUACUCCAUAUUUCUAAUUAUCUUUUAUUUUGUAAUGCAAUUUAUAGUGAGAGCAUUUUUUGUCAUUAGGAGGAUUAGGAUGGAUAUUACUACAAUUAAUAAAUGUUUAUCUUUCUAUCAAGAAUUUUUACUUCACUUCUGAUUAAUUACUUAAAAUACCUCUAGACAAAAAAGUUACUACAUGGUGAGGUAUGGGUAUCAAGUAUCUAAAAAUAUUGAGUACCUUAAAGAAAUACUCAUAUAUGAGUACCCUAACAUAACCUUUUAAUUAAAGGGUGCGGU